AGAAUUUUCGGUUCUGCUCCAAUUGUGAAAUAACAGAACUCUCUUUUGUUUUACUGUAAUAUUUUUCUGCAAAUUGCAGAAGCCAUAUCUACUCUUGAUUCUCAGCGCGAACUUCUAAAAUUUUCAGAAAGUUCAAGCUUUUUCAAGGAAGAAACCGAAAAAUGGCUCAAGCUCUGGAGUUUUAUAAUGGGCAAAUUGAAGCUCUAAUGCGUGCAAUGUCUGUAGCAAAAAUCAUUCGAGAAGAUAAGAAUCCUUGUUUGAUUGAAGAGGGUCUCUUUUUAGGGUCCCUUGGAGCUGCCAACAAUAAAGUUGCACUCAAAAGCUUGAAUCUAACUCAUAUUUUGAUGAUUGCUAGAGAUAUAAAUCCUCCUUAUGCAAAUGAGUUUGUCUACAAAGUCCUUUCUGUUCAUGACAGAGUUGAUGUAAAUAUUUCACAUUACUUUGAGGAAUGCUUCGACUUCAUUGAAGAAGCAAAAGGACAGGGUGGUGGUGUGCUGGUCCAUUGCUUUGCUGGAAAAUCCAGAAGUGCAACCAUAGUCAUCGCUUAUCUGAUGAAAAAGCAUGGUAUGAGUCACUCUGAAGCUUUUGAGCUUGUCAAGAGUAAAAGACCAGUCGUUUCUCCCAAUGCUGGUUUUAUGACACAGCUGGAAAACUAUGAUAAAACCCUUAAAGUGGAACUUGCUCCAUCAUUGUGCCCGGCAUCGCCCAAUGCAGUCCUAACCAUCUCAAAAUCUCACACCACAAGCAAGUCACCACCAAAUAAAGUAAGAGGAGGAGGUCUACAUCUUCACUUGAACAUUUGCCCAUGAAGCACCACUGCACAUAUGUAGUCCGCUUUCCUUUUUUUUCAAGGUCUCAGCUGUCAAUAUUGCUCCCUCUCUGCUGUCAAGUAAAAAACCACACCUUUCUUGGUAUCCAAGGAAAUCAAACCAGCAAGUAUGGAAUCAUAUCCAUCCCUCACCAAGAGCUUUGGAUGAUAUGACUUUACUGAAAGCGACCCAUCUCUUCUAAUCUUCCAUGCCCAGUAAGUUGAUCUUUCUGAGUAGCUUGUAUGCAACUCACAUAUCUUGCUUCAUUGCGCAACCCUUUAAAGGGUUCACUGAGAUGGAUAGUUGCUUCAGCCGGUACAAAGCAUUGCGGAAGCUUAAGCUAAGCACAUAAUACUCCACAGAGUAAAGAUCAACGACCAAGAAACAGAGUAGCUGAAGCUAGCUAUCAAAUUGGCAACCUUGCAGAAACUUAUCAAAAGUCCCUAUAGUUGGAAUCUGUGUUACAUGGACCUUUCAUUUGCCUUGAGAUAACUAAGCCAAAACAAUGUGACAAGGGUGGGGUAUUUCAUAUGUAUUCUUCAGAAAUACUUUAAACAUCAAAUAACUGCACAUGAACAAGGUACUUACACAUUUCCGCAUCGGAUAAGGACCAUAAUUGAGUCCAUCUAACAUCAGGUAAGGACCAUAGUUGUGCAUAACUAAAUCAGCUUUU
Molecule: messenger RNA, 1482 nt
Organism: Solanum stenotomum
Lineage: Eukaryota; Viridiplantae; Streptophyta; Magnoliopsida; Solanales; Solanaceae
Product: dual specificity protein phosphatase 1-like
Exons: 6
Coding region: 162-809 (215 amino acids)
Biological process (GO): protein dephosphorylation; negative regulation of MAPK cascade
Cellular component (GO): cytoplasm
Molecular function (GO): MAP kinase tyrosine/serine/threonine phosphatase activity; protein tyrosine/threonine phosphatase activity
Source: RefSeq, a predicted model, not a curated record